Dictyostelium purpureum is the source of this 3261-nucleotide messenger RNA. RefSeq lists its product as uncharacterized. The transcript has 2 exons. NCBI's taxonomy places the organism in Eukaryota, Evosea, Eumycetozoa, Dictyosteliales, Dictyosteliaceae. The record is from RefSeq and is a predicted model, not a curated record. Bases 1 to 3261 code for a protein of 1086 amino acids.
AUGGUUUUUUUAAAUAAUAAUGAAUAUUAUGAUUAUUUUAAUUUAACCAAACUAUUGCAAAAAGAUAAUAAUACUAUUGGUUCAAGUAUUAGUAUAGUUAAGCCUAAACACUCUUAUUAUUCAUAUGGUUCAAUAGAUUUAAAAAAUUUACCACCAAUUUCAAUAAAUAUAAAUAAUAAUGACAAUUUAGAAUUUCAACCACCAUAUGAUAAUUCAGAAAUAAAAGAAUUGGUUUUAAAAUUGGAAAAUGAUAAAAUUGAACAAGAUUCUCAAGAUAAAAAAGAGAUUUAUGAAAUUCCAUCAAACGUUAUAGAUAUAGAGGCAUUUGAAAAUGGAAAUAAAUUAAUGGAACAAAUUUUAGAAAGGGUCAAAAACGAUUUUGGUAUAUUAAAAAGCGAAAAUAUCAAAGCAAAACUAAACAAAUUAAUAAUUUAUGGUGAAGGAAGUGCAUAUCAAAUUCCAAUAGAAAAUAAUCAACACCAUUCAGAUGGUCACAAUGUUUUUGGAUCUUUACAAAUUUUAUUACCAGCUGGUGAAUCAGAAGGUGGUGAAUUAACAAUUGGGCAUUCUGAUCAAAUUGGUGAUUCAGUUACACUGGCAACCAAUAAUAUAAAAGAAAAUUCAAUUAAAUAUACUGCAUUUUAUUCAGAGUGUUUGGUUCAGGGCGGCAAAGUUACAAGCGGUUUCAAAGUUGCUUUGGAUUACAGUUUAGUUCAAGUUUUAAAUGAUAACAAAGAGAAUCUUGUUGAAAAUAUUUCAUUAUCAUAUUACAAGGAUUUAUUAAAUGAGGACCCAGUAGUUCCAAAGCUAUCUGAAGAAAUUAAUAAUUUAUUAUCAGUUGAAAAGGGUUUAAAAUUAAUCUAUGUACUAGAAAAUGACUAUUUAAAUAAAACCUGUAACGAUAAUAAUAAUAAUAAUAAUAAUAAUAAUAAAAAUAAAAAUAAAAAUAAUAAUAAUAAUAAUAACAAUGAUAGUAGCAAUAGUGAUGGUGAAGAAUCAAUAAACUAUGACGAUUAUUUAAAAUAUGAUAAUAACGAGAAUCAUAAUUUUAAAAUUAAAAAAAUUAAUAAUAAUAAAAAUAAUUUAAAAAGAAAAUCAACCCCGAACGAUAGUUUUAUAAAUAUAAAAAAUAAAAUAAAAUCAAAAAACCUUAAAGUUAAUGGCGAUCAACAAGAGGAACAACCAAAGAAACCAAGCGAUAUAGUAUGUUUUAGAGAUUUAAUUGGAAGAGAUAAGAAUGUAGCAAAUAGAUUACUUCAAGUUUCAAAAAAAAUUGGCUUAUAUGUUUUUCUUGCGGAACUACAUAUUCAAGAAAGUGCAAUAGGUUAUAUAAAUAACAAUAAAAACAAUAAUAGCAACUACAAUAGUAUAGCAGAUAAUCUAGGGGAAUGGAAAUCUGACAACGAUAGCGAAGAUGAAGAGUCAAAACGAUACAAAUCAAAACGAAGAUACUAUUACAGCUAUAAUAAUUAUAAAACCACAACAACCACAACAACAACCACAACAACCACAACAUCUAACAGACCAAAUAUAGCAACUAGAUCUAAACCAAAAAAACCAAACGGUGAAUCUGAUGAAAGUGACAGUAAUGAUAGCAAUAAUAGAAACAAUGAGGGCAAUAAAGAUUUUAUUGAAGUCGAAAAAGAAAGCCAACAAGCACUCUGUAACUUUAUAGAUGACAGGGAAGUUUUUAUUGAUGUCAAUAUGGUAACAGAAAAGUAUAGCGAAGUAUUGCCCUUUGGUUCAUUAGCCAAUAUUAAACCCUAUGAUGUCCAAAGUGAAGAUUUGGAUGGUACUUGUACAGAAGAUAGAUAUUAUCGUACCAAUGUUUUAGUAUUUUUCAAAAAAGAAGAAAGAAAAGAAGUUGUCAAUGGGUACUGUGUUGAAAUAUUAUCACAAAAGAAUUUUAUCGAUUACUUUAUUAUGGAUACUAUUAAAUUUUUAGAAAGUAGUGGUAGAUCCACCAACUGUCAAGCAAUAGCCAAUUUACUUAUUGAAGCUAUAGAUCUAUCUGUUUUGUCGCCUAAUAUACCCGAUGAAUAUUUAGAUUUAAUAAAGAAAAGAUUACCAAAUCGCUAUCAAGAGUUUAAUUUAAUCAAUUCAAAGCGUUUCCUAAAGCAACCAUUUGUAUUUUUCGACCAAAUUGAAACCAUUAUUCAUAAUUUCAAAGAGGAAGAGCUUGAACAAUUAGCCUUAAGUUAUGAAAACGAUCUCAAUUAUAUAUUUGGUACAAGGAACAAAGAUUUCAUCGAAACCAAAUUAUUCGAAUUGUACAGUCAAAAGCUUUUACCAUAUCAUUCAACUCACCCCUAUUUAAUAACUGAGGGUGUUAUUCGAUCAUUUGUUAAAAAAUACAGGCAAAUAUUUAUUCCAACAACCUUUAGUAAUCUUAAUGGCGAUCUUGCACGAACCUUACAAAUCACAUUAAAAUAUUUAGAUAGCCCUAAUCUUUUUAUCAGUACUCUAAAUAAACAAUUAACCAAACUCUAUAAGAGCAUUACCACACCAAAUACAAAUCAAUACAAUCAAAUGAUGGCCUUUUACAACUCAGCCGGAUCAGAGCUAUCCUACCAAAAGAUAGAAUUUCAAAGAUACUAUGAUACAAUAGUGAGCAACAAAGAUAAUCUAUUCCCAUUAAAAGCAACUCCACAAAGACUAUACGAAAUCUGGACAUCAUACAUUACACUCAAUGAUAUUCGACAAUCUUUUGCAAAACAGAUGGAACUAGCAAAAUUUAUUACCCAGAACUACCACUUUGAAUUAAUGGAUAAAUUAAUUAAAGAGUUUCGUUUAGAGAAUAUAACAGGUAACUUUAAUUUAGAUGCCUUCAUUGUAAUUUGGAAAUCAACUACCACCAGUAUCAUUAAAGAGCUUUCAAAGAAUAAAGUAAUGAAUUACUCAUUAGAGGGUACACCAAUGACCGAACCAGAAUGCGAACAAUUAAAUAAUUUCCUCCAAGAUAAAAACCAAACCCAAUUUCGAUUAUUAUGUGGUCAAACUAUACUCAGAAAUCAAAUAUAUAAAUAUUUAUCCUCUCGUUUGGAUCUAUCUGUUUUUAAAAGUGGUAAAUCUCCAAUCUAUAUAAACAUUACAAAGAACCCAAUUUCCUCAAAAAACGACCUAACUCCUCAACAAACAGAUCAAUAUUUACAAAUGCUAAAAUAUCUUUACGAAUUCUCACAAAAUUUCCCACCAUACAAAUUUACUUUAGAUUUAGUUAAUCCCAUUAUUGAUGUUUUAAUGAAUAAUAAAGUACUUUAA